Molecule: messenger RNA, 1204 nt
Organism: Menidia menidia (Atlantic silverside)
Lineage: Eukaryota; Metazoa; Chordata; Actinopteri; Atheriniformes; Atherinopsidae
Source: the annotation of a GenBank genome assembly
AUGGGCAUUGAAAUGUGUAAAAUUGUGGGAGUGAAAGGAGAGCUCCCUGGAAGGGCCCGGGGGGCCUGGGACAUCAGCACGGUGACGGGGGUCCCAGAGGAGCACAUCAAAACCCGGAAGGUUCACAUCUUUGUGCCCGCCAAGACCUCCAUGCAGUCCGGGGUCAACAGCACCAAGAAGUGGAAGAUGGACUUCGACACCAGAGAGCGCUGGGAGAACCCGCUGAUGGGCUGGGCUUCAACGGCUGAUCCUCUGUCCAACAUGGUGCUCUCAUUCUCCUCCAAGGAAGACGCAGUGGCUUUUGCAGAGAAAAAUGGUUGGAGCUACGACAUCACAGACAAGCGGAGCGCCAAGCCCCGGGUCAAGUCCUACGGGGCCAACUUCUCCUGGGACAAGAGGAGCCGGAGGUCCACCAAGUAAACCCGAGCCCCCCCCCACCUGUGGGCCCGCGUGCGUCCCGCAGCAGACCUGUAUCAUUCUUGUCAAUAAAUGCAUAAUUAUAAAUACAAAAAUCCAAACAUUUGGGUCAUUAUCGCUUUCCCUCUUCAAACACUCACCUCAUUACCGACUACCUAAUGCGGCCCUGUGGAUUAAUGAGGUGUUUGCGCUCCGGGUCGAGUUGUGCAACGGCAAAACAAUGGGGAUCAUGUUAUUCCAAAUACAACCUGUUUAAACUCAGAGGUAAAUAUAUCUGCUGGCCCGUGAGAGUGUUUUGGACCUCUUGGCCUGAUUGUUUCAGCAUUUGGAGAGUGGAAUUUAAAUAGGAGCUUUGAACGCUCCCGUACAUCUGCGCCGUGAGGGCACCCCAUCAUUAAUGCGCACCAUCUUAAAGUUCCGACCGUUUUUUUUAGCGAGCCCGGCACCAUUAACCUUCCUUUUUUUUUUUCUGUUGCGCUUUUCAUGAGUAGGUUUAAGCGGAACAAUGAGCCACAUAAAACCGGAGCUGCAUCUCAUUACCAUCAGAUCCGUCUGCAACGACUGAGCAGAAUAUUCCGGAAUUGUCUGUUCAUUGUCUGAUCUUUCAGAUGUCAGAAAAUGAGAGGAAGAGGAGGAAGACGAGGGGGGGGGGGUGGCUGUCCUCAAGCCCAGUGUGACAUCCACAGGUCACAACCCCAAAUCAUUGAGUUUACAACAGGCGUGACAAAGACAAAAAAAAGUGGAACUACAGAGUGAGUAAGAGGCUUAAAACCUUAAAAGAAAAAAA